AGCCUGAUUCCAGCUUUUUUUAAUGCCCGCAUGAUGCUCUCUUUUUUUUUGAACCACUGGCCGACGUGGAAUAUCUAAAAGAAGCAACCUUCACUGUGGACCCUUCUUUUUUUCUUCUUUGAAUUACAUCUCUUUUAUUCUUCCCGUUUCUCAAUGGAGCCUCCAUUUUAUGCUUUCUUGGAACAACUGGCAUUAACCACCCUGCGGCAUCAUUGGCAGAUCGUGCUGUUGUCGGCCGUGGUAUGCGGCAUCAUCUAUGAAAUAUCUCGGUUCGUAUCCCCGUUACUGUUUCCAAAGACAUUCCAAUUCUUCAAAGGCUAUAAUGCACCCAACUGGCAUAUCCAUGUGGUGUCAACGGUGCACUGUGUGACAGUGGUGGUCGGAUCAUUUUUCAUCAUGGCGGACGAUCAGUUAUCUCGAGACAGAGUGUUUGGAUAUCAAGCAUGGGCCGCCGACAUAUAUUCGGUGUCAUGUGGAUAUUUUAUUUGGGAUACCAUCAUUGCCUUGUAUUUCUACAAGUACCAAGGCAUUACCAUGGUAUUUCACGGCAUCGCGUCCCUGUCUGUCUUUGUAUUAUCGUUCCGACCAUUUGUGAACUAUUACGGCGCCAUUUUCCUGAUGUACGAAUUGAGCACAAUUUUCCUCAACAUCAACUGGUUCAUAGAUAAACUCGGCUGGACCGGGGGCAAGGUGCAACUGAUCAAUGGAUUCUUCCUAAUAACCACUUUCUUUGGAGCGAGGAUUGUGUUUGGCUUCUAUAUGUCGACGCGGAUGUGGAGUGAUAUAUUCGCUGUAAAGGAGCUUGUACCAUGGCGAUAUUGGAUUGUCUAUGGAUCAGCCAACUUUGUCACUUUAUGCCUCAAUAUGUACUGGUUUGGUCUCAUGGUGAAGAUGUUACGAAAGCGAUUUACACCAAAACCUAUCAAACAGCUCUAAGACAUGUUUUUUAAUGCUAUGGCAAUGUCUUGUUCCUUUGGUUUGAACCCUAGACUCUACUCUCCCCCUACCCCCAACAAUACCCAUCACGUAUUUUGGUCACAUGAAUAAAGCAACUCAAAUGUGGGAAAUGCAGACAUGCCGAUUCUGGAUCUGACUUUUUUCC
Radiomyces spectabilis is the source of this 1102-nucleotide messenger RNA. RefSeq names its product TLC domain-containing protein. The transcript is spliced from 7 exons. Bases 154 to 936 code for a protein of 260 amino acids. Gene Ontology annotation, cellular component: membrane; endoplasmic reticulum. NCBI's taxonomy places the organism in Eukaryota, Fungi, Mucoromycota, Mucoromycetes, Mucorales, Radiomycetaceae. Gene Ontology annotation, biological process: lipid homeostasis. The record is from RefSeq and is a predicted model, not a curated record.